This is a messenger RNA of Cornus florida, 1248 nucleotides long. RefSeq names its product protein FMP32, mitochondrial-like. The transcript has 7 exons. Lineage: Eukaryota; Viridiplantae; Streptophyta; Magnoliopsida; Cornales; Cornaceae. The coding region runs from base 318 to 974 and encodes 218 amino acids. Gene Ontology annotation, cellular component: mitochondrion. The record is from RefSeq and is a predicted model, not a curated record.
UUCGAGCCCCACGGUGGGCGCAUUGUCACUUAACUUUUGCCGCUCUCUCUCCUGUUUAUGCUCAAUACCACUCUUCUGCAAAUCUCUCUCUCUCUCUCUCUCCCUCCUGUUUUUGUUCAAUACCACAAACACGAAGGUAAAUGUUGAAAGGAGUGAAAUCUCUCACGAGUUCCAAGGACGACGACUACAUUUUCUCACUUGUUCAUCUUUUCGAUCCCUCUCUCUCUCUCUAAAAAUAUUUGAUCCAAUUUCUGUGUAAUUGCUGAGAAGUUGGCUUUUAGGGCUCCAAUCUCUGCAACGCCCAAGAUCGCAGUCGAAUGGCCGCUUAUUACGCGGCAUGUAAGCGGGUGGGACAAUUCAGAACCACUUUGAGCAUCAAUUUGGCCCCUCAGAUUAGGUCAUCAUCUCAUCUUGUGAAAUCCAACGGAAAGCGCUUGUUUCUUGUGGACACAUUAGCACUUGUUAGGAGAUUAGAAGCACAAGGUGUGCCCUCGAAGCAAGCUGAGGCUAUAACGGGCGCCAUUACUGAAGUUUUGAAUGAUAGCUUGGAGAAUGUGGCCCAAUCCUUUGUUUCAAAGCCAGAAAUGCAUAAAAUUGAGAUGGUUCAGGAGUCCAAUUUGUCCAAAUUCAAGUCUGAAGUUCAAAUUUCACAGGGACACCACUUCUCUUUGUUGCAACACGAGACUGAAAAACUUCGUAGUGAUAUAGAGAAGAUGCGGAGUGAAUUGAGGUAUGAAAUCGACAAAGUCACUGCUGGGCAGCGUCUAGAUUUGAAUCUUGAAAGAGGGAGAAUACGGGAUGAGUUAGCAAAUCAGAAUCAAGAAACCUCUAACCUUACUAACAAACUUGAUAAAGAAAUUCAUGCAUUAAGGGCUGAGUUAGAAGCAGCAAAAUAUGAAGUGAUAAAGUACUGCAUAGGUACCCUUGUCUCUAUAUCCGCUGUUGGUCUGGCUGUACUCCGCAUUUUGAUGUAAGCUUGUUGUAUCACAAUUAAUGGUGACAUACAAAAAAAAAAAAAAAAAAAAAAAAAAAGAAGAAGAAGAAAUAAAGAACUGUAGUGUAUGUUUUUUGUUGUAAUUUUUGUUGCAAGGAAAUAAAAAAUUAGAAAUGUUGAAUCACAUUGUUGAGGAAGCUUAUUGUAAGAAAGCAAUCAUUGACUCGUUCUGGACCUGGAUCCUUCUAACCCUUUUAUUAGCUACAUUCUUUUCUUUUAGUUUUUGCUUGAUUUAAUUAUACCAUUUGAACUUA